Messenger RNA from Pogona vitticeps (central bearded dragon), 1707 nucleotides. RefSeq names its product eukaryotic translation initiation factor 4A3 (gene EIF4A3). The record is from RefSeq and is a predicted model, not a curated record. NCBI's taxonomy places the organism in Eukaryota, Metazoa, Chordata, Lepidosauria, Squamata, Agamidae. Gene Ontology annotation, molecular function: nucleic acid binding; ATP binding; RNA helicase activity.
GGGAGCGUCGGAGGAGGGCCUAGUGCGCAUGAGCAGCUCGUAAGCGGCCUAUUCCUUUCCGGUCGGCGAGGGAGCGCGGGCGGCGGCGGCAAGUCGACAUGGCGGGGGCUGCGGGCGGCGCGACGGGCUCGGCCCGAAAGCGGCUGAUGAAGGAGGAGGACAUGACCAAAGUGGAGUUCGAGACCAGCGAGGAGGUGGACGUCACCCCCACCUUCGACACCAUGGGCCUCCGCGAGGACCUCCUGCGCGGCAUCUACGCCUACGGCUUUGAGAAACCUUCAGCUAUCCAGCAGAGAGCAAUCAAACAGAUAAUUAAAGGAAGAGAUGUGAUUGCACAAUCACAGUCUGGGACAGGAAAAACAGCAACAUUUUCCAUCUCUGUUCUACAGUGCCUCGACAUUCAGGUUCGGGAAACCCAAGCUUUGAUCCUGGCACCUACUAGAGAAUUGGCCGUACAGAUUCAGAAGGGGCUUCUUGCUCUUGGUGACUACAUGAAUGUCCAGUGUCAUGCCUGCAUUGGUGGUACCAACGUUGGUGAAGACAUCAGGAAACUGGACUACGGACAACACGUUGUUGCUGGCACACCAGGGCGUGUAUUUGAUAUGAUUCGUCGCAGAAGUCUAAGAACACGAGCUAUAAAAAUGUUGGUUUUGGAUGAAGCUGAUGAGAUGCUUAAUAAAGGUUUCAAAGAACAGAUUUAUGAUGUGUACAGAUACCUACCUCCAGCAACACAGGUAGUUUUGAUCAGUGCCACCUUGCCACAUGAGAUCUUGGAGAUGACCAACAAAUUUAUGACUGACCCCAUCCGCAUUUUGGUAAAACGUGAUGAGUUGACUCUGGAAGGGAUUAAACAGUUCUUCGUGGCAGUAGAGCGAGAAGAAUGGAAGUUUGAUACUUUGUGUGACCUCUAUGACACACUGACCAUUACACAAGCUGUCAUCUUCUGUAAUACCAAGAGGAAGGUUGACUGGCUGACUGAAAAGAUGAGAGAAGCCAAUUUCACUGUUUCAUCUAUGCAUGGCGACAUGCCUCAAAAGGAGAGGGAAUCUAUCAUGAAAGAAUUCAGAUCAGGAGCAAGCCGGGUGCUUAUUUCUACAGAUGUUUGGGCCAGAGGCUUGGAUGUACCUCAAGUGUCCCUAAUCAUUAACUAUGACCUGCCCAACAACAGAGAAUUGUAUAUACACAGGAUUGGGAGAUCAGGCCGUUAUGGCAGGAAGGGUGUUGCUAUCAAUUUUGUAAAGAAUGAUGACAUUCGUAUUUUGCGAGAUAUUGAGCAGUACUACUCCACUCAGAUUGAUGAAAUGCCGAUGAAUGUUGCUGACCUCAUUUGAAGAAAGAAGAUGGGCCUAAGAGAAGACUUCUUGUUAGCUGUGAUUUGUUACUCAAUAGCACCCGACUGCUUUUAAUUUCAUUUAUGGACUUUUCCCUUAAAAUCUUUACUAGCAUAAUUCUGAAAUGGUUAGCUGUACACCUUACUCCAGGCUAAGCAGCUAUUGUUAAAUACAGUACUGAAAGACCAGUGUGAAAAAAUUAGAAGCUGUCAAGAAUCUUUUUAUUUUUAACAGCCUUGUUGUGGAAUUUCCUAAAGGUAGAGAAUUAUUAUUUUAAUUUUCUUGAUGGAAGCUGUAAAGUAACAUCUCUGUAAAUAAGCUGUCAACCUACAUGCUUUCCCCCCCCCCUCAUUAAACAGUGAUGUUUUGAUACAAA